UUUUCUUCUCUCCAGAUGUUGGAUGCGUAUGGUAAUCAUGUUAUGGAAGGCUAUGAAGUUCGGGUGGAUGUACAGGGAUUUCAGAUGCUAGAUCAACUAGGCCCCAGGCGUAAGGUGGAUUCUGACGGAUGUGUCGUCCUUGGUGGUCUCUUGAAAGUAAAAGCCGGUUAUGGAGAGAAUGGUAAGUGUCUUUACCUGAGAGCUUUAUCUCUGUUAAGUUGGACUUGUAGAUCUCUAGUUAUGAGUGGUAAUGCAGUUUUAUUCAUGCUCUUAUGCCAGCAUGUUUGGGUUAAACCUGACCGCCUCAAGACGUACCUCAGACCACCUCAUGUUCGGGUCUUUCUCUCCUGUGAGUUGUAAUAUAAUUUGAUCUUAAAGCAUUGGAUUGGUACUUGGCUUGCAAGAGGUAUGUUGUAUUUGAUUUUUCUUUUUUUUUUUUAAAUCUUUCACAAUUUUUAAUAUAAAUUGUAUAACUUUAGUGGAGUUUGGAUAUCUUAGAUAUUCAUCCGUAGUGAAGUAGGUUAUGAGAAUUAUGUGUGUUGCGGUGAUAACGGAAGGUUGAAAACUUGCAUGUCUUAGUGAAGUAGGUUCUGAGAAUUUUGUGUGUUGCGGUGAUAUAUGGAUGAAAACCUGUGUGUUGUUUGAUUUGUUUGAAUUGUUUGUGUUGAUUGUGACAGUUUGCUAGGCUAGUAAAUUAGGGGAUAUGUUGUUUGAUUAUGUUAAUUGAACCCAUCAUCCUUAUUUUUAUCCUUUGUUUGAUUUUUUCUAACCCAAAUUUGAGUUGGAUUUUAUAGGUUUAUUGUUUCUGUCCAAUGGUAUAAUAUAAAACAGUCGUGGAAUAUUUGUUUUUGAAAGUCAAAAUUUAGGAAGUCUUAUCUUGUAAAUACUCAGUUUUUUAAGAGUCGUUUUGGAGUGUAGUUCAUAAAUUGUUUAAUUGUUUGUCUUAUUGAUAUUGCAUUUCACUUACUUUUAUUUUUGUAAUUAUUAUAGUCUUAGGUAUUUUAUUUAAUCUAACCUUGCUUUUAUAAUUAUUAUAGUCUUAGGUAUUUUAUUUAGUCUUAGGUUAUAAUAUAUUGGCAGAUUUUUGCUUCAUUUACUUAUGAUUUCAUU
Messenger RNA from Humulus lupulus (European hop), 1110 nucleotides. Its product is annotated as structural maintenance of chromosomes flexible hinge domain-containing protein GMI1-like. The transcript has 2 exons. The record is from RefSeq and is a predicted model, not a curated record. Lineage: Eukaryota; Viridiplantae; Streptophyta; Magnoliopsida; Rosales; Cannabaceae. Bases 16 to 360 code for a protein of 114 amino acids.